GGCUCGUGGGGUGUGAAGCAAUGCUGCCCCGGGGCCGCACAGUCACAGCCGUGGCACGGGGUCUGGGAGGAAAGGAACGAGCGAGCUUACGAAGGAAGGAGGAUCAUUCCCGGGUCUGUCUAGUUCUCCGGUUGAAGGAGGCAUUCCUCUUGGUGGUGAUGGUAGAAGGCAGUGCUCUGAACCCUGGCCAUCAGGAAUCCCCACCCCUUCUAAGGAGCCCCAGGACCUCCCCAGGGCUGAGCCCAAUGUUCAACCAGAGCCCCCUUUCUCAGAAAUCCUGGCUUUGCUCAACUCCCCAAUAUUUUUGGGACGAAUCAAGUAGACAGUGCUGUAGGAGCUGCCCAGCAGGGCAUUUCCUGGAAGCUGCCUGCACUGAGCCCCAAGGUCCUUCCUCCUGUUGACCCUGCCAUCAGGACACCUUCCUGUCUAGAGGGGACCAUAAUGCAAUGCAGUGUGCCCGAUGUCAACUCUGUGAUGAGGAUGGCCCUGCCCAUCAGGUUGUUGUUCAGAACUGCUCAUCUGCGGCCAACACCCAGUGUGGCUGUGCUCCUGGCUGGUUCCCUGAGUGCUCUGUAAACCCUUGCCGGGCUGAUUCACCUUUCUUCUGUAUUCCAUGCCGGAACUGUUCAACUCUACACCGACACACACGGUUCCCUUGUUCUGGAAAAGACACUGUUUGUGGGAAGUGUUUGCCAGGCUUCUGUCAGGACCAGAAGAACAGUUGUGUUCCUGAGCCCUGCCCCAUUACUGAGAGCGAAAAGGAACUGUCCACAGUGCCCAGCCCAAAGGCCACUCGUAACCUGACUCCCUACCCCCAGUCUGCAGGGGUCUGGCUCCAGUACUUCUUGGUGGUGCCUACAUCGCUAACAGUUCUGCUCUUGCUAGGAUGGGGCCUGUUCUACAGCUACCGGAAAUUCUGGGUCCCAAAGCCCCAGGCUCACUAUGAAACGGAAAUGGAAGCCUUGAAACGCCAGUGGGUACUCAACCCUUCACCUGUAGGUCGACCUUCCCUGGCCCUGAACAGGUACAAUGAGGUGUGUGCCCUACAGCUUGUGGGGAACCGUGGUCCUAGCAGCCCUCCACUAGCCCGGGAAGUCACGGGCCCAGAAGAUGCAUGGCCUGUGCUCUGGGGCCAACCGCCCAACAGAGGCAAUGGUCCUGGGGCCGGCACUCUCCAGCCCGGCCCACAGCUGUAUGAGGUGAUGGACUCGGUGCCUGCGCGGCGCUGGAAGGAGUUCGUGCGAACCCUGGGGCUUCGGGAGGCGGAGAUCGAGGCAGUGGAGGCGGAGAUUGGCCGCUUCCGCGAUCAGCAGUACGAGAUGCUUAAGCGGUGGCGCCCGCAGCAGCCCGGCGGCCUGGGCGCAGUCUACGCAGCCCUGGAGCGGAUGGGUCUGGAAGGCUGCGCCGAAGACCUGCGCAGCCGGCUGCAGCGGGGCCCGUGACCGUGACCACGACCGAGACAGAGAAGGGACUGGCGUCUUCUUGGCACCCUGCCUCUCUCCUUCCCUCCGGCCCGCCGGCCGGAGGCCGGGGAAGGAAAAAAAAAGGCGGCUCAGGCCCCUGAGGGGGCGGCCGCCCGAAGCCCUAAGUAUGGUUACUUAAGUCUGUAGACAUGUUAUGUCACUUCCAUCGCCCCUGAUUUGGAGCGGCUAUUCCCUUCCCCUCCCCUUCCUCCCUCUCCAAACCCCAGGUCGGACAGACACCCGUGUCUGUGCUCGGACAGAGGGCGUUAACCCCUCUCAUUGCUUGGAGGCUGGCCG
This is a messenger RNA of Trichosurus vulpecula (common brushtail), 1760 nucleotides long. RefSeq names its product TNF receptor superfamily member 25 (gene TNFRSF25). NCBI's taxonomy places the organism in Eukaryota, Metazoa, Chordata, Mammalia, Diprotodontia, Phalangeridae. Gene Ontology annotation, cellular component: plasma membrane. Gene Ontology annotation, biological process: signal transduction. The record is from RefSeq and is a predicted model, not a curated record. Gene Ontology annotation, molecular function: protein binding. The transcript is spliced from 11 exons.